Saccostrea cuccullata (small rock oyster) is the source of this 1194-nucleotide messenger RNA. RefSeq lists its product as uncharacterized. The record is from RefSeq and is a predicted model, not a curated record. The coding region runs from base 1 to 1089 and encodes 362 amino acids. The transcript has 2 exons. Lineage: Eukaryota; Metazoa; Mollusca; Bivalvia; Ostreida; Ostreidae.
AUGCACAGAAAAGACUGUAUUGUUAUAUACUGUUGGGUAAAAGGGUUUAUUCCAGUGGGCGAAAAAGCCUUUCCUAAAAAGAUAAAAAACAUUGAUGUUGAUGUACGUGAAGGUGCAUGCUUCUUUGCUGCUGAUGAAAAUUUCCUACAGAUUGGAAGCAAAAUUGGACGACGAUAUGGUUCCAGUCUUGGAACCUUAGGAGGUUUUGUGAACAUAGAUUCAUCAACAAUAGGAUGUUUGACUUGUGCACACGUAGUCUGUCCACCUGCUGCUAUACAGUCGGAAGAUAUCGUAAGAUUUAUCUCCAGCAAUCUGAUAGAAGUCGAAAAUAAAAGUGAUUCGGAUGUUAUAGGCACAGUAGAAAGAGCUGUUUUUAAACACAGUAACUCAAGAGAAGUUAGUGUUGAUGCAGCCUUGGUUAAAAUAUCCCGACAACAUCCAGAGAAUGGAAGUUUCCUUCUGGAGAUAAGCGAUGCGCAAUUAUUGAGUGCAGGUUUUUCAGCUUACAAUCGACCAGCCUUUACAAAUGGGGCCAUUAUAAAAAUUGAUUCGACGAAUUACAGACGCCCACUUUUAAAGUGUGGUGCAAGCAGUGGACUUACUGUCGGGUAUGCACACUGUAUAAACGUCCAUGCUGCAAUCAUUAAUGACAAAGAGAUAGAAUUUGAAUUUGGAAAUUUUAAAGUUCACGGCCAGAUAGAAGUUCUGCCAGUUCAAAGACCAGACAAGGAGAACGAGGCUGCCAAUAACAAGUUUGCAAUUAACGGAGACUCGGGGUCCCUUGUAUUCAUGAUUGAGGAGGACAUGCCGCCAGUUCUUAAAUGUGUUGGUAUGGUAACUGCUGUAACUACAUAUGGAUCUUGCUUGGUGACCCCAAUAGAUCAUGUUCUUCUGGAUUUAGGGCUUCCUCUGAAUGCAUUUUGCAAGUUCGGGAACGAAGAUCAGUCUAGAUCUGAUGUUGAAAUCAAUGACACUAUCGUUGAAAGGAUAGUCCGAGAUGUAACACAAGCAAUUUCUACUAAUUUUGAUUCUACAUUUCAGACAAUAAAUAGAAGAUUAGAUGCCCUCGAAGAAAGAAAUUCGAUGUAACAUUGAUUACAUGCUAAACUUUAUUUCUCACAAGAUCAUUUAAAAAAGGAUUUCUUCCAAAAAUCAAAACUGGUGGUAACAGAGCAGAACAGAGCUACAUGUAUA